Molecule: messenger RNA, 2225 nt
Organism: Archocentrus centrarchus (flier cichlid)
Lineage: Eukaryota; Metazoa; Chordata; Actinopteri; Cichliformes; Cichlidae
Product: pleckstrin homology domain-containing family S member 1
Exons: 17
Coding region: 113-1477 (454 amino acids)
Source: RefSeq, a predicted model, not a curated record
UUCCAGUUCAUUUUGUAAUUUUCUGGUUAAUGUGAGAGAAAACAUCCUGCCUGCGUUCAUUACUUGUCAGAGAUAGCAAGGUGAACAGCUGCUUCACAGGUGUGGUGUCAAAAUGAAGAGCCACAACUCAGGUGGAAUGUCUGCAUUUUAUAAACCACCCAAAGAAGUGACAGAAGUAAGAGCUGGAUACCUGCAGAAGUCUCCUCCCUUAAAACUACUGACAACAGAGAAAUCAUGGAAGAGGCGUUACUUCAUCCUGUUCAAGCUUAGUGAGACAGAAUAUCAGCUCAAGUACUUCAGAAGUAAAGAAGAAAAUGAAAAGCCGCUUGGGGAAAUAAAAUUGUCACAGAUCUCAGAGUUGCAUGUGAGCCCGCAGUUUCAUUCGAAAUGGAGCUGGAUCCAGAAAAGCUUCAAGUCCUCCCCAUCCUGUGUGCUCUUCAUUAAGACUCCGGAACGAGAAUACUUCCUUAUCGGGGAGAACAGUGAGGAUGUGGAUCACUGGCUCUCUGAUCUGCUUGAUGCAAUGAAGAACUCGCCACGUAAAUUGGGCUCUUCAGAGGAGCUCCCUAACGGGCAGGCAAUAGUUGAGGCACCACUAAAAAUACGGUCGCAGUCUGAUCCAUCCUCAAACAAUUUGGAGAUCACUGAAAAGCCUGAGGAGCAGGAGGAUCCUAAAAGACGUGUAUCUGAGCCUGUGCAUCCAAUCUAUGAGAUUCCAAGACCUAUAACACAAAAGGAUGCAAAUAGAGGUGAGCCAAGAAGUGGGCCACGACACAGUAGUGUGGACUCACUAUGUGUAACAGUGACCAACAUUAAAUUGAAUGAAGAAUCAGAUCAGCCAGAGGACAAGGAAGUUGCAAAGGUUAACACCAGCACCACACUGCUGAGAACGGUCAAUCAGGUCUUUGACAAAAUGAAGACACAGGUGUCACCACUGUCCCCGUGUGCUGAGGAGACAGAUGCUGCCGACAACAGUAAACGGUGGUCAACAGAUUCCAGCAGCAGCAGCUCUACUGACCAUGGUGCCCCAUCUCCUGAGGAGAUACUGGACACACCAGAAAAACAAGACUCCAAUGAGAGUAUUGACAGAGACACCGAGAAGAAAGAGAAAAGUCUGAGAAGAAAGAUCACACUAACAGAAGUAAAUGGAAAAGAAAGUGCUGAUCACACCACAGAAGAGAGGGAUAUUGUAGUGAACCAAAUGGACCUUAAAAAACACCUGAGCCUAACAGAGGUGGAUGGGAAGCCCAGAGUGUCCGCGUGGACGGGACAUCCACAGACCGUGUGCGUGUUCCACAAAGACGACCUGAUCCUGGCAGUUAAUGACUUGCAUAUCAGCGGUGUGGAGGAGUUCAACAUGUUUAUCAGCAAGUCACUCAAGAAUGAGGUGAAAGUCACCAUCCUGCAUCACCUCGGAAACCAGCCUCUGCACCUGCCAAACUCCGCCUGCACUGACGGAGUGCACAAUGCUGAUUAGAGAUGAGAAAUUUACUCCUUCUACGUCUGCAUGUGUUUAAAUGGCCUGUGCUAUGUGCUGACCACUUUAGACAGCUGACAGUAUUUUCUUUUCCUUUUUGAUUAUCUGUUACCAGUUUACUCAACUUAAAAAACUUCAAGGAACUUAAAAUGAAGGAUGAAAAAAAAAAUGGUUUUGCAACUUGUAUAAACCGUGCUAUACAUUAUUUGUGAUGAGGUAGGUGUGAUUUUCUUUUUGGCAAAUACUCAGUGAGGUGCUUAUUGUAUUAACUGUAGAUAAGAGGCGUGUUCUCAAAAGUUGCCACAGAAGGAAACAAAAGAUAUUUCGCAGAAAACUUCCUCAUACCACAUGCAUGGCUUUGCCAUGUUAUUCUCAUAACUCCCUGAUUGACGUCAGUGUUCUUAAGAUACUAAAUUGGGCAUGAAGUGUUGUGAAGAAAUGGUGUAAAUAUUUACAUGACAAUUAUAUUUAGCUUACUCAAAUGUCUUUAGGUACUUUUUCUUAUGUAAUGUACUUAAACCCCAUUUUAUUGGCAAGAUCACCAGAAGAAUCAGCCACCUGGUUUAACAUGAAAAUUGCAGUUGGAGGUUUCUUGCCAUCACCAAGAAACACUGAUAAAUUUUCUGAUUGCCUUGUAUUUACUUGUGUAUUUGUAGGUCAAGGCCAGUGAAUGAGAGCAGCUUAAGAACAUAUUUAAGUAUCUUGGCUAUGUAUAUCUGCAAUAAUUAAAUGAUUACAUAAAUAAAAG